AUGGCAUCACUCAGGACGGCGUCAGCAGCUCGCCUACUGCGGGCUGCAUCUCACACUCGGCCAAUUGCUGCGAGGCGGUUCGAGACCACCCUCUCCGCCACACAAGCGAGGCCCCCCGUCAACGAGCCUACCCUCCCAGAGUCCUCUCACAAUCAGCCUGACUACGAAGCACAGAUCGACAAGGCUACCUCAACAUUCACGCCCGUCCCCAAGCGUGUCCUCAACGGCAGCGAGGAAGGCCCUUCACUACCUGCUGCUGUCCUCUCCGGCGCCCCGAUGGAGCUGCAAGGAAGGACUGUUCGUAUCUACAAGCCGGCGAAGCCUGCCACACAAUCCGGUGACUGGAUCGGCAAGCGAUGGAGGCUAGACUGGGACGUGCUGCCAAAAGGUCAUAGGUGGGAGAACCCUCUGAUGGGGUGGCAGUCAUCGGGCGACUUCGUACAGGGCACACAUAUUCAUUUCAAGACCAAGGAGGACGCUAUUGCUUUCGCGGAGAAGCAGGGCUACGAGUAUUUCGUACAGGAGCCGAAUGAGCGCAAGUUCACACCCAAGGCUUACGCCAACAACUUCCUAUAUUCACCAAAGAAGUUGAAGCAUAUCCGGACGAAGUAG
This is a messenger RNA of Phaeoacremonium minimum UCRPA7, 612 nucleotides long. RefSeq names its product putative nadh-ubiquinone oxidoreductase 18 kda protein. Gene Ontology annotation, biological process: electron transport chain. Bases 1 to 612 code for a protein of 203 amino acids. Lineage: Eukaryota; Fungi; Ascomycota; Sordariomycetes; Togniniales; Togniniaceae. The record is from RefSeq and is a predicted model, not a curated record. The transcript is spliced from 2 exons.